This is a messenger RNA of Pan troglodytes (chimpanzee), 5136 nucleotides long. Its product is annotated as A-kinase anchor protein 17B. The transcript is spliced from 4 exons. NCBI's taxonomy places the organism in Eukaryota, Metazoa, Chordata, Mammalia, Primates, Hominidae. The record is from RefSeq and is a predicted model, not a curated record. The coding region runs from base 897 to 2366 and encodes 489 amino acids.
UGGUCUUGCCUGCGUUCAGGGCGAGCCGCCAGCGCGGCAGAGCUCUGAGGGCAGCCCGCGCGCGGGCAGACGAACCCGCAGUCGCGAGCUACUAGGCAGCCGCGGUGAGCUCGCCAGAGCCUCAGGGGAUCGAGGAGGUCACGGGGCAUUGGCACCGGGUCGCGCGCCAGCGUUGCCCUCUUAGCGAGGACACUUCUGCGCGCGGUGAGCUCGACGCGAGCCAUUCAACAGCUGGCCUCGCGAGCGACAGUCGCACGGGGUGACUGGAACCGCUGACGGUUGCGACUGCGGCGGUGAGAGGGAGGCGACGACGGCGGCAUAGACAUUGGCGGCGGCGGCAGCGGCGGCGGCGGCAGUCCCGUUAUCCUACCGGAUCCUGGAGUAGAGACGAACGGUUCCUGAAGCUCCCGGUUACGUCUGAUACGACCAAGCACUUCAGCGAAGGAGCUAUAAGGAGGAGAAAUCAGGAAAGGCUAAAAUUACAAGAACUAGAAGAAGAAAGGAAAAAAGAAAAGAGAAGAGGAAGUAGCUGAAAGAAAAAGAAAAGAUGAUGAGCAAAAAGUCCGAGUAAAGAGGAAGAAGGCCAGGGUAAGGAGACAAGCCCUGAAGGAAAGAGACAGACACCGGCACAGGAAACAGAAGCCCAAAGCCAAAGCUGAGGCACCUCAAGAGCCAGACUCUUCAGAAGAGUGGGAGGAGAGGAAGUACCUAGUGGCUCAGAGGGAUCCACACAGUUUAACCCACAGGAAGUCGACAUUAUUGGCACCAAAGCUAAUGACUCUCCAGGGAACACAUUGAAAACUCUGGAAGAACAGCUAAACACUCUGUACCUUCAAAAUCAAGAGGAAAUGUCAAAAUAUCAGGUUGCCAAGUCAGACAAUAAAUAAAAACAAAAAAUGAAGAAAACAACUAGGGAUCACUUACAGAAAUCUUCCCACUGCCUUGGGGAAGAAAAUUUAAGGUAUUCCCCUAGAAAACAGAGAGCUGGAAUAUUAUUAGAUGAUGAGGAAUAUGAAUACAGUUUGUUUUUUAAGCAUAACUCCUUGGAGAUUACGAUAAUUGAAGGCCAGUCUCUUGAAAAUCAAGACCACCACGGUUCUAGUGAAUCCCGUUCCAGAUUAUCUGGGAGAGGCCAAGGCAGGAAACCUAAGAUCCAUGAAACAGAUGCAUUUUUUGACUAUCUUUUCAAUUAUUAUGAACCUCCACAAUAUACUCGUAUCUGCCUAGAAACAAGUCAGGUAGCAGGCACAUGUCAGUGGCAGAGGGAUGUCCAAGCUAAGGGAGAUGGAUUUCAGAUUAAUUUGAGAAAGUGUAGGCGUCACUCAAUCAAUUCGAGCCAAGUAGAAAACCUGGAAAGGAAAGAACAGGUUCAAGAAAAUAAUUACUCAUCAAAGAUUUGUACUCAGGAUCCUGAGCAUAAACGAGGAAAAGUAGAUUAUGCCAAAGAAUGUACUAAUGGGUUUGAAACUCAUUGCCAGGAGACAGCCCAUAAAGCUGGUGGUCAGCUGUCCCCAACUGAUGGAAACAGCUGUCUGUUGGAAAAGACUCAUAGUUAUCAUAUUGAAGAUUCCAAAUCCACAAGGAAAAGCCAAGUGUCCCCACCCCAUGAGUCAAUAGGCUUAGGUUUACAGUUGACAGAUUUCUUAGAGGAAAUUAGUAGUGAUUCUGAAUGCUUCAGUGAAACCCUUAGUAUAAACAAAGAGGAGAAAGAGAAAUCUGUGGCCACAUUUAAUAGUUUCUCAGAAAAAGAACCUCUUGACACUGACAAAAUGAUCACUCGCAAACGAAAUACAAGGUCGAGUCAGCCGACCUUUUUUUCAAAGUGGAAGCGUGAUGGUGAGGAAAAAUACUCUAAUUACAAGUUUAGGACACCAGGUAGGAAGUCUGAGUAUGAACCGAGAUGGAUAUGUUCAUGGCAUAGGGGUGAAAGUCAUUUCAUUAGACAUGAAAACAACAAUGGCCAAAUGAAGGGACAACUAGCCCCCAAAUACUUGUUUGAUGAAGGCUACUACCAGGAACCAAGUUCCAGUUAUCUAAAGAGGUUUAGUGAUAGUACAUUGGACCAGAAAGUGAACUAUGGGCCCUCUCGGGUGCCCGUAAUGUCAUCAAGAAGUGCUAGGUCUUUCUAUUUUGGUAAUUUUCACAGAAGAAGAGGGACUCCUUGGAAGUCAGAAUAUAACCAGAAUUCAAGAUUUAGAGGAUGUAAUUAUAACUAUUUGAAGUUCAAUUCUGAUUAUUACUAUAAUAGACAUAAUGGUCAGGAGUAUAUUGACUAUGGAAGCUAUUCAGGAAAAAACUGCACUGGUUCUUUAAAUUUUAAAUGUUUUGAUGACCACUUAGAUCAGGAGUAUCCUUUUUCACAAUAAACGUGUUACAAGAAGAAAAUUUAAAACCAAAUGUAGCCAUGUAAUUAACAACUACACAGCAAGACAGCAGCAUUAAAAACUUCAGAACCUGUGUGUUUUAUAUUUCCCAAAGCUUGUCAAUACACCUGGAGUCAUUUUGACCUAUGCUUUCAACUUUGGCAAGAGAAAUAAUAAUUUGUAUUUGACCCUGCUCAAGCUUUUAAAUGCUGCUUGAUCCAAGGAUAGACAUUUCUAUGGUUCAGCUAAAACUUUACUUCUACGCCAGUGAAGGAGCAGAUUAACAUUGAGAGGGGUUGAGAUGGCCCUCUAUGGCUCCUUAGGUGUCAUAACAUCAUCAUUUAGUGUCAUUUAUCUCCAAAGACGACAGCAGUGAAUGAAUAAUGAUCCUUUUACAUGUUCUUUGAUUUGGUCAGAAACACCACGUGCAGCAACAAACUUUCCUGACUUUUAUUUAGAAAUAAUUGUAGAUAAAAGAGACGACAGUUAGAACAUAGACUUCUUCAUGACAUUAAAGAGUUGCAUGAGCACCCACCAGGAUAAAAUUAAUCUUAUUACUACGUUUAAAUACUCAAAGAGUUGUCUUUUUCAAGACAAAGUCUUGGAAGAAGAAUCUAAAAGUGGUCCAGAUUGUCCUUUGAGGUUUAAAUGGAUAGUAUUUAAACCCAUUAGCAGAGUUGUUGUUUUUUUUUUUUUAAGAACCCCAUGUCUUUCCACUUUAGAAAAACAGCAAGAUUGAAGUAAUGUAACCAGUGGAAUUUGCAAAAGGAAAUAUUGAAAAAUUGUGGGGCACCAAUAAUGUCACUUGAAAAAAGAUGCUGUGACUAUUCCACUUCAGGUUAUGUAACCCUUUCACUCAGGGCUGGAUUACAUCAGUUUGUAAAGUCACUGAAUAUCCCCCAAACUGAACUUUUUUAAACAGUAACAAGUGCCUCUCUUCUCAAUCCUCAGUGAUGCCAUCAAGUUUUCAAAAAGAGUAAAGAGAAAAGCCUAUAGUUUUGUAGCUAGGGAAAAAUGUAUAUGUGUAGGAUUUGUAAACUCUCAACAUAAGCAAUUGAUCUUUUUACCUACUAGUUUUUGACUUCAUAAAUGUUUUUAAAUUGAAAUAUUUUAUGGAUUCUUGAAGACUUACAUCUUAGUGCAGUGCAUGUUUUAUAGAAAGCUCUGCUGAUUAAUUCUGCCUUACCUUGCAUUUAGGACCUCAGGGGCAAUCGAUUACCUUUUUUUUCUCCAACAAAACUAUGCCUGACCUGGUAAUUGAAGACAUUAAGGAGAUUAGAGACUGUCAGCAACAGGAAAAAGUCAUUUUUAAUCCACAGAAGCAGUAAAGGGCAACACUUUGAUGUGACAUGAUUCAUUCAAACACUCUUAAUUUGACAUUCUGUAGAAAAGUACCAGCUGGUAGAGCCAGGUAGAAUGCCAGUCAUUGUGGUUGCCCAGAAUAUCACAAUGUGUGCAUAUAACCAGCCUUUUGAGCAACCGGGUAUGUGAAAGGGCUACAAAAUCUUAUUUAUCUGAAGGAAGAGCCACAAGUUGUUUCAUCGAUCUCUUCUAAUCAUAGAGCUAUGUUAGUACAUGCAAGAAGUCAGAAAUGAAUGUACCAUAGCAGAUGAUGUUUAUUAUUAAUAAGAUAAUAACCAGUGGAUGAUUUGUUGGCUCCCUUGUGUUCAAUUCCACUUUCAAGCCAGUGACUCUUCCAUCAAAACUAGAUUUGGCUUGUCAAAUCUGAAAAACAUUGCUUAUGGGGCAAGUGCCUUCACUGUUAAUGUUCAAAGUACUGUUGUCCAGAGUAGCCUUUUGAACUGCUAACAGCUUGUAUUUUGUCAGGCAACUUUCAGUAACCAGGUAUUAUUUUUCUUUGACGAAAACCUGCCUCUUAAUUUUUCAUGUGUCAUGCCAUUAAAACAAAGAUUGAGUUUGUAAUGAGAAGCAGCUAUGCUUUUUGAAAAAAAUCUCACUGUGUUCUGUCACUUGAUUUUUCUUUGCAGAGUUUUUAGACAUGAAAACAGUUUGCUGCUCAGUAGUGAGACAUAAAAAUAAAUUGCAGAAUACAGCAUGUGCAAUUUUUAUGUGUAAUAGAACCGGUGCUAUUUCUAUGUAACAUUUUUGUCUUUUUUUUUUUUUUUUUUUUUUUUUGCUAAAUACCAUCCUGGGACUUAGAAGAAAGUAAAAAUACUGGUUUUAUGUUUACAUUUUGUAUAACCGUAGACUUGUAUAUGUCUUAUAAAGAGUCAACCUUUUUGGUGGGUAGGCCCUAAAUGAGGAAGAUAACUUAUCCUGUACUUUUUAAUUGAAUGGCUUAGUAAGGAGUAAAAUACAACUAAAAUAUUGUAACCACCUUCUUAAUUAACACUGCUAUUGUUUGUUGUGCUAAGUGGUGCAAAAGUGUUUUCUCAUAUCUUUUUCUAUGUCCUAUUAGGGGCCUGAGCUUUAAACUUUGUCUUAAGGUAUUUUCAUGUUUUUCUUAUGAGUUGUUGGUAGUUAUGCAAAAAAACUAAAAAUAUGUCAAUGUGCUUUCAAUUUGUUUAAAUUUCUCAGGUAGAAAGCCAUGUAACCUGGUAAUUUUGAAAAUAAGAAUCAAAUAAACUUAUUUUUACUUGUUGCAAAAUUGUUUAAAAUAGUCAUUUUUAAAUAAAUGCUGAUAAGUCCACCUUUGGGGGAAAGUUCCUACUUACAGUAUGCUGCUUUGCACUAAUGUUGCUGAUCUCUUUUCUCAUUUGCAUUGUUAGAGAAUACAUAUUUGUCAGAUAUAUUAAAAAUAAAAUUAUCAUAG